CCCCACGUCAUCCCCAUCAAUCCUCCAUCCUCGAGACCUUGCACCACUUACUCUCCCUCACAGUGAUUGCCACAACCUCACCUCACUUCCUCCCCCACAACCUACAACCCACAACCCACAACCCACCGCCCACCAUGCAGACUGCCCAGCAGUCGUGGGAACUCGAAAACGCCAUCCACCUAAUCGACCCCCAGCGCGACGCCCUCUACGCCUACGAUGAAGAAACGCACAAAACCCUCUCCGCGACGCGCCCGUGGUCCAAAGACCCACACUACUUCAAAAGCGUGCGAAUCUCCGCCGUGGCACUGCUCAAAAUGGUGAUGCACGCGCGCUCCGGCGGGUCGCUAGAGAUCAUGGGCCUGAUGCAAGGCUACAUCCUCCCGGAAACCUUCGUGGUGACCGACGCGUACCGACUGCCGGUGGAAGGGACCGAGACACGGGUGAACGCGCAAGACGAAGCGAACGAGUACAUGGUGUCGUAUCUACAAUCGUGUCGGGACUCCGGGCGGAUGGAGAACGCGGUGGGCUGGUAUCAUAGUCACCCUGGGUACGGGUGCUGGCUGUCCGGGAUAGAUGUGAUGACGCAGGAUAUGCAGCAGCUGGGGGGGCCGUUUGUGGCGCUGGUGGUGGAUCCGGAGCGGACGAUUUCGGCGGGGAAGGUCGAUGUCGGUGCCUUUAGGACGUUUCCGAAGGGGUAUACGGCGCCGAAGGGGGAGGGGGGGCGGGCUGUGCCGCUGAGCAAGGCGGAGGAUUUCGGGGCGCACGCAUCGCAUUACUAUUCGCUCGAGGUGGAGGUGUUUAAGAGUGUGUUGGAUUCGGAGAUUCUGGCCCUGCUCUGGAAUAAGUACUGGGUGGCCACGCUGAGUCAGAGCCCGUUGUUUGCGACGAGGGAUUUCGGGAGCAAGCAGAUGGUGGAUUUGAGUCAGAAGGUCAGGCGCGCCGCCAGGGGCAUUGAGAGUAAUGCGUCGCGUGGGAAUUUGGCGCAGACGAAGGAUCAGCAGCUCGAGCGGGUGGCGAGGGAUGGGCAGCGGAUUGUGGCGGAGGAGGUCAAGGGGCUGUUGGCGGCGGAGGUCAAGAUGAAGCUGUUUCAGGGUAUCGGGGAGGAGAACCAGGCGGAGAUAUGAGAUGGGGCUCGAGGGAUGAUGCAACCAUGCAAGCAGGCUAGCUACGAAUGAUGAGAUGACCUAUUAUCCUCCCUCCCUGGCGGGCGUUCUGUUCCGUACGUAGAUCAGGCG
Molecule: messenger RNA, 1235 nt
Organism: Aspergillus heteromorphus CBS 117.55
Lineage: Eukaryota; Fungi; Ascomycota; Eurotiomycetes; Eurotiales; Aspergillaceae
Product: Mov34/MPN/PAD-1 family protein
Exons: 3
Coding region: 135-1124 (329 amino acids)
Biological process (GO): protein deneddylation
Cellular component (GO): cytoplasm; COP9 signalosome
Molecular function (GO): protein binding; metallopeptidase activity; deNEDDylase activity
Source: RefSeq, a predicted model, not a curated record